Beauveria bassiana ARSEF 2860 is the source of this 1251-nucleotide messenger RNA. RefSeq lists its product as uncharacterized. The transcript has 3 exons. NCBI's taxonomy places the organism in Eukaryota, Fungi, Ascomycota, Sordariomycetes, Hypocreales, Cordycipitaceae. The record is from RefSeq and is a predicted model, not a curated record. Bases 1 to 1251 code for a protein of 416 amino acids.
AUGCCACGCAAGCGUGCUGCCCCCAGUGACAGCGGCACGAGCCAGGCCAAAAAGACCAAGACAACAAAGGCUGCUGCCAGCACAGAGGCCGUCGCCAGCACAGAGGCCGCCGCACCAAAGACGCCACUUGCCCCCUUACUCAGGGCUCCCGAGAGAUGGUCAGCCGUCUCUGCCUCGGCUAAUAUUGCCAGAGCACACGAGCAACGGCUGGCCAAGCCCGAUGAGGCAUGGGUGUGGGAAUGCUGCUGCCCGCCUCCUUUCGAAAGGGGCGCUACCUGGGAAGACGAAGACGACGACGAGGAGAACGAGGACAAGGAUGCAAAUCAGCCAGAGUGCAACGGCGGAAAGACGUGCAUGUGCAGCAAAAAGGCCAUGGACCAUCCUGACCACCCUUGGGUGCUGAGUAUGGCUGGAAAGCAGUUGUACCUGUCUCAGUACGCCCUGGCCACCUUGCGCGACCCAGACAGCUUCCAAAUGUACACGAGCAACGACCACUACGGCUACGGGCUCAUUGAAAUGCUGCAGAACUUGUUUCUUGACUAUCCAGAGAGUCACAGUUGGAGAGAGUUGUGGUGUAUUGUCGAGGCUGCCGUCAUGUGGCUCCUGGACUCCCAGUCCGACGCGAUGAUGCAGAUGGACGCAGAGGAUGUUGUACAGGAAUCGUACAGUCUCAUCGGUCGCAUGUUCCUCGACAUGCUUGCUAGACUCGACAUCGAAAGCCGGAGCGUCAGGGACGAAGGCAUACGCGUCAGUGAUGUAGUCCUGAACCUUGGUACCAUCAUGGCGCUGUAUAUCAAGCUGGCGCAGGAGGCGCGCGAGUAUAGUGUGCUUUCCGAGUACGAAGAGGACGAGGAGCUCGCCGGCGGCGUUAUAUACAAACCCCCUCGCUUUGACGACUACGUACUUGCGUACGCCAAGAAGUUUGACGUUACACUCCGGGGACCCAAGGGACUGGACAAGUUGCUUGACAACUGUCGCCAAGUCGACCUGCCGGAGGUGACUCCCGAAAAUGAGGACGAUCCCUGGAAUUUCUUCAAGACGUUGCAUGUCUACGAGAACCAAUAUUACCGAAUGCCCCCCUUUGGCUCGUUCUACGAUAAGAAAGAGUACAGAGGCAUCGGCGGGGAUCGAUACGACAUUUCGACCUGGAGACCGGUAGAGCGCAGGGAAGCUAACUUUGACAGGAAAGAUCCGUUCACCAGGACCAUGAUUAAUGCGGUCAAGCAGGGCCGCGUGAUGCACCUUGGGUAG